This is a messenger RNA of Dimorphilus gyrociliatus, 751 nucleotides long. Lineage: Eukaryota; Metazoa; Annelida; Polychaeta; Dinophilidae. The record is from the annotation of a GenBank genome assembly.
AAUGUUCGAACUCAGUAUUGAUGAGAAGAGGCCUGUCGAGGAAGAUAACUCACAAAAAAGAGCGAAAAAACAACUGGAGGAUGAAGAAAAGAGCACAAUUAUGAGAACAGCCCUUUUCAGAAAAAUCAUUGAAAGUGUUGCAGAGAUAGUGGAUGAUGUCGAUAUAAAUAUAACACAGGAGGGCCUUUCAAUUCAAUUUAUGGAUGCAAUGAAUGUGACAAUGAUGAAUGUAUUUUUACCUGAAUCAACAUUUGACAUGUUCAGUGAAGACAAUCCAGAAUUCUUAAAUAUUAAAUUUGAAACAGAGGCCUGCACAGCUGAUUAUGUUAUAAAAUUGCAAAAUAUUGGCAGUGAAUCAUACAAUAUUCCAGCAAUUGAGUUUACAGCAGAAGCAGAGAUGAAAAGCUCUGAUUUCCUUAUGAUGAGACAAUCUGCUGGAAAUUUUGCUGAAUAUAUCACAGUUGAAGCAUCUGAUUCAACAAUAAAUUUAUCACAAAGUGGUGAAAUGAUCAGCUCUAAAACAAAAAAUAAGGCGGCUGAGACUGGAAAAUACAACAUCAGAGUGAACAUCACAGAGGAAGUCUCAGUUGAAAUUUCUAUGAAAUAUAUGAACUGUGUUACAAAAACAGCCAGAUAUUGCCCAAAUAUAAAAUUGUGCUUAGGAGUGAACGAGCCUGUUUUCUUUGAGUUUAAAUUGAAAGAAGGUGGGCAUAUCAACUAUUUUAUAGCACCUAAGAUGGAUGAAGAAUAA